Molecule: messenger RNA, 464 nt
Organism: Closterium sp. Yama58-4
Lineage: Eukaryota; Viridiplantae; Streptophyta; Zygnematophyceae; Desmidiales; Closteriaceae
Source: the annotation of a GenBank genome assembly
AGAACUUUGGCUUUGACGGGUUGGUGCAUGUGACGCUGUCAGGCGCCGUGCAUCACGGCAACAAGGGCGUGGAGGUGUGGCUUCAGACGUUUGCCCCGGGUUACUCCACCAACGUGCGCUCACAGGAACAGGACACGGUGGUGGUGAUACUAAAGGGGGAGGGCGCGCUGCGCUUCCGUCCCAACGCCACGGACCAGGUGUCGCCCGCCCCCUUUGCCUCCACGCCCUUCCACGCCAACUCAACCGUCAUCAUCCCCCGCAACACCGUUCACCAGCUCGUGAAUAGUGGCAAGAAGCGCCUGCAGUUCCUGCACAUAUUCGGCAAGCCGCCAAUCAAGUUCAGAGAGUUCACGUCGUGGGAGGAGGCUCAAGGCAAGAAAGUGUUCCCUGGUCCCUUCGACCGCAAGUGCCUUCCUGGAAGCUUCUUCGGCGGGCACAGGGCCCCACCCAGCCGAGACAUCUGA